Messenger RNA from Coregonus sp. 'balchen', 5266 nucleotides. The record is from the annotation of a GenBank genome assembly. Lineage: Eukaryota; Metazoa; Chordata; Actinopteri; Salmoniformes; Salmonidae.
GGGGAGAGUGAUGGGGAGGCGGGGGAGGGACAGGUAGAGGGAGGUUUGGAGGACAUCCCAGAGGAGAUGGAGGUGGACUACAGCGGAGCUGAGAGUGUCUCGUCCAUCGCUAAACUACGCAACAGCAAACAGGUCAGGGUAGUGUGUGUGGAGCUGUGUACAGUCAAUAUACUACAACAGGGUUUCCCAAACUGGGUCCUGGGUGCAUGUUUUAGUUUUGCCCUAGCACUGCACGGCUGAUUGAAAUAACCAACUCAUCAAGCUUUGAUUAUUUGAAUCAGCUGUGUAGUGUUAGGGCAAAAACCAAAACAUGCACCCAAGGGGGCCUGGACUGAGUUUGGGAAACCCUGUUCUAGAACAAAUAAGCUAUUUCCCAAGGUUUGUUUUGAAAACCCACAAUUUAUUCGUUUACAGUUCUCAGAGAUCAUGGACAAAAUUGCAAUCUAUGUUGAGAAGCAGCGCAAGAACUCUGAAGGUGAUUAUUUACUGUUUUAUGUAUUUGUUGUCACAUACACCGAAUAGGCUUGUUUUACAGGGUCAGCCAUAGUAGUACGGUGCCCCUGGAGCAAAUUAGGAUUAAGUGCCUUGCUCAAGGGCACAUCGUGUGAUUUUUCACCUAGUCUGCUCGGGCAGCUCUAUAAUUGGCUGUUUGGAUGUCUCGUUCUGGGGUUUAUGUUCCACUCUGAAUACAAUGGAUUCUGAUUCUACUUGAAUGGUUUCUGAUCCUCCAUCUUGUGGUUUUACUGACUCUCCUCCCUUUCUCUUCAGUCUCCGGUCCAGUUGAGGCAGACCCAGAAUACAGGCUGAUCGUUUCUGCCAAUAACCUCACAGUAGAAAUUGAGAACGAACUGAGUGAGUCCACUAUGUCCAUAAGUGAUUGUGUGUCAAUAUGCCGCUGUAAUUUGCUUGUUGCAUUAUGUCUAAUGUUGUAAUCUUUGUUUGUCUUUGCGUCAGACAUCAUUCACAAGUUUGUCCGUGACAAGUAUUCCAAGAGGUUCCCUGAGCUGGAGUCUCUGGUGCCCAACUCUCUGGACUACGUCCGUACUGUCAAGGUGAGCUUAUGUUUGAGGAUAAUUCACCUCCAAAUCAAAAUGUGUCUACAUUAUUUAAACUCUGUCAAAUAUUAAUUUCCCUCUGUUCCCUGCUGUUGAGCUGAACACCAUGUUUGUGUGUGUAGGAGCUGGGGAACAACCUGGACAAGUGUAAGAACAACGAGAAUCUGCAGCAGAUCCUGACCAACGCCACCAUCAUGGUGGUCAGCGUCACAGCCUCCACCACACAGGGGUAAGAGCAGGGACACAUCACAGCCUCCACCACACAGGGGUAAGAGCAGGGACACAUCACAGCCUCCACCACACAGGGGUAAGAGCAGGGACACAUCACAGCCUCCACCACACAGGGGUAAGAGCAGGGACACAUCACAGCCUCCACCACACAGGGGUAAGAGCAGGGACACAUCACAGCCUCCACCACACAGGGGUAAGAGCAGGGACACAUCACAGCCUCCACCACACAGGGGUAAGAGCAGGGACACAUCAGAGCCUCCACCACACAGGGGUAAGAGCAGGGACACAUCAAGCCUCCACCACACAGGGGUAAUAGCAGGGACACAUCACAGCCUCCACCACACAGGGGUAAGAGCAGGGACACAUCACAGCCUCCACCACACAGGGGUAAGAGCAGGGACACAUCACAGCCUCCACCACACAGGGGUAAGAGCAGGGACACAUCACAGCCUCCACCACACAGGGGUAAGAGCAGGGACACAUCACAGCCUCCACCACACAGGGGUAAGAGCAGGGACACAUCACAGCCUCCACCACACAGGGGUAAGAGCAGGGACACAUCACAGCCUCCACCACACAGGGGUAAGAGCAGGGACACAUCAGAGCCUCCACCACACAGGGGUAAGAGCAGGGACACAUCACAGCCUCCACCACACAGGGGUAAGAGCAGGGACACAUCACAGCCUCCACCACACAGGGGUAAGAGCAGGGACACCUGGGGUUGAUUCAGUUGGACAGGUCCACCGAUGGGACCGAGUACCUAUUCGGUGGAGUACACAUUUACAUAAUGUUCAGAUAGAAAUAUGAUAAAUAGACCUUACAUUAUAUACACAACAGGGAACCUUAACAUCCAUUUGGUUGCAGACCACCUUUCCAUAUAUUGUUUCUAUCUCAAUGAUGUUGAAAUAUCAACAUGACUUAUUUCCAGGACGAUGCUGGGUGAGGAUGAACUGAAGAGGUUGGAAGAGGCCUGUGACAUGGCGCUAGAGCUGAACCAAUCAAAACACAGGAUCUAUGAGUAUGUGGAGUCCAGGAUGUCAUUCAUCGCUCCUAAUCUGUCAGUCAUCGUUGGAGCCUCGACCGCAGCCAAGAUCAUGGGUCAGUGAUUAUGAUGAUUUGUUUUUGUAUAUAAUUUACAGGAUUCUCACGUUCUCACAUAAUGAUAAUCUCGUAUUCUUCCUCCCUGUGGUGGUAGGUAUUGCUGGGGGCCUGACCAACCUGUCUAAGAUGCCAGCCUGUAACCUGAUGCUACUGGGAGCCCAGAAGAGGACCCUGUCAGGGUUCAGCAGCACCGCUCUGUUCCCACACACCGGCUACAUCUACCACUGUGAUGUGGUCCAGACUCUACCCCCGGUCAGUGUACCACACUUGGAGCUGUGUUCCCAAGAGCUUUGUUUGACUGUGGCUUUACCUAAGCUAACAAGAGUUAUCUCUGUGUUGUUAUAGGACCUGAGGAGAAAGGCAGCACGUCUGGUUUCAGCUAAGUGCACCCUGGCAUCCCGAGUAGACAGCUUCCACGAGAGUGCAGACGGCAAGGUGAGGGCUGGAAGAGGGAAGAAAAAAUGGAUAUAUAAACGUCUGUUAUAUAUUAACUCUGGUCUUUUUUUCUCUCUCUGCAGGUGGGCUAUGACCUGAAAGAGGAGAUUGAGAAGAAGUUUGAUAAAUGGCAGGAGCCUCCACCAGUGAAGACUGUCAAACCCCUGCCAGCACCGUUGGACGGACAGAGGAAGAAGAGAGGAGGACGGAGGUAUUUACUUUAGGGAUGUGUAGAUAACUGUGGUCCUGAGUUGUAAUUUUUUUCUAAGUGCAAUGUUAAACAGUAUUGGUGGUCUCAUCUCUUGUCUGUCCUUGUCCAGGUAUCGUAAAAUGAAGGAGCGUCUGGGUCUGACAGAGAUCAGGAAACACGCCAACAGGAUGACUUUCGCAGAGGUCAGAGCAUCUAAUCUAUCUUUCAGGACAGCUGUUUACUAUAUUUUACUAUGUUUAAUUACAAAUAAUAUGUAUUGGUCUUUUUAACCAACCACCCCCUCUUCGUCUCUGUUUCUCUCAGAUUGAGGAUGAUGCGUACCAGGAGGAUCUGGGUUUCAGUCUGGGCCAGCUGGGGAAGUCGGGCAGCGGCCGCAUCAGACAGGCUCAGGUCAACGAGGCCACCAAGGCCAGGAUAUCAAAGUCCCUACAGAGGAAGCUGCAGAAGCAGAACAUGACGUACGGAGGCAGGUCCACAGUUGGCGGCAGGUCCACAGUUGGCAGCAGGUCCACAGUCGGCGCGAGGUCCACAGUCGGCGGGAGGUCCUCGGUUAGAGACAACUCCUCAGGAACCAGCUCCAGCGUAGCCUUCACUCCACUACAGGUAGGCCUAAUUGGUUUUGUUUUCACAUGAAAAAAGCUACAGGUAUUUGGUUUUAUUAUUUCAACAAACAAAGCACUUAAUCACCAGUAACGUGAGCAUUGACCAGCAGGCGUGGCCUCCUCGUUUCUGUUUGUGGUGGAAUUGUACUGUAAUUCAACUCUGUUCCUCAGGGGCUGGAGAUCGUGAACCCGCAUGCAGCAGAGAAGAAGGUGGCUGAGGCCAACCAGAAAUAUUUCUCCAACAUGGCAGAGUUCCUCAAGGUCAAGAAGGAGGGAGAGGGAAAGUGAGGAGUACACAUACAAUUCAUCAUACACACCAUAUACUUCCACACAGCGGUGCUGAUAUACAGACAUACCAACUUGUACACUGCUCAAAAAAAUAAAGGGAACACUUUUAACAUUGUCUUGCAUUAGGAGGAACCCAGGGUUCAACCGCACCAGCAUAUGGUCUCACAAGGGGUCUGAGGAUCUCAUCUCGGUACCUAAUGGCAGUCAGGCUACCUCUGGCGAGCACAUGGAGGGCUGUGCGGCCCCCCAAAGAAAUGCCACCCCACACCAUGACUGACCCACCGCCAAACCGGUCAUGCUGGAGGAUGUUGCAGGCAGCAGAACGUUCUCCACGGCGUCUCCAGACUCUGUCACGUCUGUCACAUGUGCUCAGUGUGAACCUGCUUUCAUCUGUGACGAGCACAGGGCGCCAGUGGCGAAUUUGCCAAUCUUGGUGUUCUCUGGCAAAUGCCAAACGUCCUGCACGGUGUUGGGCUGUAAGCACAACCCCCACCUGUGGACGUCGGCCCUCAUACCACCCUCAUGGAGUCUGUUUCUGACCGUUUGAGCAGACACAUGCACAUUUGUGGCCUGCUGGAGGUAAUUUUGCAGGGCUCUGGCAGUGCUCCUCCUGCUCCUCCUUGCACAAAGGCGGAGGUAGCAGUCCUGCUGCUGGGUUGUUGCCCUCCUACGGCCUCCUCCACGUCUCCUGAUGUACUGGCCUGUCUCCUGGUAGCGCCUCCAUGCUCUGGACACUACGCUGACAGACACAGCAAACCUUCUUGCCACAGCUCGCAUUGAUGUGCCAUCCUGGAUGAGCUGCACUACCUGAGCCACUUGUGUGGGUUGUAGACUCCAUCUCAUGCUACCACUAGAGUGAAAGCACCGCCAGCAUUCAAAAGUGACCAAAACAUCAGCCAGGAAGCAUAGGAACUGAGAAGUGGUCUGUGGUCACCACCUGCAGAACCAUUUCUUUAUUGGGGGUGUCUUGCUAAUUGCCUAUAAUUUCCACCUGUUGUCUAUUCCAUUUGCACAACAGCAUGUGACAUUUAUUGUCAAUCAGUGUUGCUUCCUAAGUGGACAGUUUGAUUUCACAGAAGUGUGAUUGACUUGGAGUUACAUUGUGUUGUUUAAGUGUUCCCUUUAUUUUUUUGAGCAGUGUAUUUCCAAAUGAAUGCACAGAUGGGGAGUGACACACAUAAACACUGACUGAUGGAAAAGGCCUCAUUGCAUAACCAUGGGGAGAAGAUCGACCAUGACAGUGAAGAAAAAUAUAUUAUUUAGAUUGUAUAUUUGUUUUAGAGCGUGUUGUGCUUUUAAAAAAAACAUUUUGACUCCAUUUUAAUAAAAUGAAACUAAUACUG